AUGCCUUGUAUAGAAGCACACGUUUCCACCUCGUCCUCUGUCUUUGACCUGGAGUCUGAUCACGACCAUACCAUCACCGUUGUUCUUGUUCUCCAACUCCCGCUGGGGAGCACUGAUAAAGAAUACGAAAAAGCAAUUGGAGCGCAACCCAAAGUUUGGAAAUGGCGGCAGGCAGAGCAUCUUGAGAAAGGAAAGACCUAUAGAAUAGGAACUGAUAGAGGAUCUACUAUAAAGGAAUGGUUUGAAGGAAGUACGGAAGAACUUCUUCGCAAGCCGUUGGCUGAGAGGACGGACGAUAAGAUGAACAAGGAGCCGAUCGUGAUUAAUGUAACUCAGCCAGCGGAGUUCACGAUGAAGAGGCCUGAUGCCGAUGGGAGUUUGAACUGGCCCUAG
This is a messenger RNA of Fusarium odoratissimum NRRL 54006, 393 nucleotides long. RefSeq lists its product as uncharacterized. The record is from RefSeq and is a predicted model, not a curated record. The coding region runs from base 1 to 393 and encodes 130 amino acids. The transcript has a single exon. NCBI's taxonomy places the organism in Eukaryota, Fungi, Ascomycota, Sordariomycetes, Hypocreales, Nectriaceae.